AUGUUAAACAGAAGUGUUGUUAGAGGCCUUAAAGCCAGAGCCAAUGUCAACACAUUCAACUCCAUUAGAUCCUCUUCUCUCGCUGCAUCAAGAUCUUUAAAUUUACCAAUCAAUAGAUCAAUAACUCACACGACAAAUUUAAAUGCUGCUGCUUUAAAUCAAUCAAAUUCAAAAGUUAAUUCAGGUUCUGCUUCUUUCCAUAAAGCUCCAAAAAUCAUUUCAAACCAUACCGAUAGACCUUCAAUUGUUAUCUUGGGUUCUGGUUGGGGUGCUAUUUCAUUUUUAAAACAUAUCGAUUCAACAAGAUAUAACGUUAUUAUUAUUUCUCCAAGAAAUUAUUUCCUUUUCACUCCUUUAUUACCUUCAUGUCCAGUUGGUACUGUUGAUGAAAAAUCAAUUAUGGAACCAGUUGUUUCAUUUGCUAAUAAGAAAAAGGGAGAUGUUACUUAUUAUGAAGCUGAAGCUACAGAUAUUAAUCCAAAUGAUAAAACUGUUACAAUUAAAUCUUUUUCAAAUAUGAAUUCAACAAUUACUACAAAUGAAGGUGUUGGUUUAAACAUUGGUUUAGAAGCUAAUGAAAUUGCUCAAAUUAAAUAUGAUUAUUUAGUUACUGCUGUUGGUGCUGAACCAAAUACUUUUGGUAUUCCAGGUGUUGAAACUCAUGGUUGUUUCUUGAAAGAAAUUUCUGAUUCAAGAAAAAUUAGACAUAAAUUCAUUGAAGCUGUAGAAAGAGCUAAUUUAUUACCAAAAGAUGAUCCUGAAAGAAAAAGAUUAUUAACUUUAGUUGUUGUUGGUGGUGGUCCAACUGGUGUUGAAACUGCUGGUGAAUUACAAGAUUAUAUUGAUCAAGAUUUGAAAACUUUUAUGCCAAAUAUUGUUGAUGAAGUUCAAAUUGUCUUGAUUGAAGCUUUACCAGUUGUUUUAAAUAUGUUUGAAAAAAAAUUAACUUCAUAUGCUGAAAAAGUCUUGAAAGAAACUUCAAUUGAUUUGAAAACAAGAACUGCUGUUUCAAAAGUUGAAGAUGAAUAUUUAAUUGCUAAAACCAAGAAUGAAGAUGGUUCAGUUGAAGAAACUAAAAUCCCAUAUGGUGUUUUAGUUUGGGCUACUGGUAAUAAACCAAGACCUUUAAUCACCAACUUAUUUAAAAAAAUCCCAGAACAAAAUCAUGCAAACCGUGGGUUAAUUGUUAAUGAAAAUUUAUUAGUUGAAGGUACAAAUUCUAUUUUCGCUAUUGGUGAUAAUGCUUUUGCUAAAUUACCACCAACUGCUCAAGUUGCUCAUCAAGAAGCUGAAUAUUUAUGUAAAGUUUUCUCCAAAAUUGCUAAAACUCCAGGUUUCCAUGAAAAAUUAUCAACUACAUCAGAAAAAGUUGAUUUAUUAUUCCAAGAACAUGGUAUUAAACCAUUCAAAUAUAUUCAUUUAGGUGCUUUAGCUUAUUUAGGUGCUGAAAAAGCUAUUGCUAAUAUUACUUAUGGUUCAAGAUCAUUCUAUUCAGGUGGUGGUAUCUUCACCUUCUUUGUUUGGAGAGUCUUGUACGUUUCAAUGAUUUUAUCUGUUAGAUCAAGAUUUAAAGUUAUUGCUGAUUGGUUAAAAAUUUCAUUCUUUGGUAGAGAUGCUUUUAAAGAAUUAUAG
Messenger RNA from Hansenula ciferrii, 1632 nucleotides. It is a transcript of the gene NDI1, whose product is annotated as NADH-ubiquinone reductase (H(+)-translocating) NDI1. The record is from RefSeq and is a predicted model, not a curated record. The coding region runs from base 1 to 1632 and encodes 543 amino acids. The transcript has a single exon. Gene Ontology annotation, molecular function: NADH dehydrogenase activity. Lineage: Eukaryota; Fungi; Ascomycota; Saccharomycetes; Phaffomycetales; Wickerhamomycetaceae.